AUGGCUAAUUCAGCUUUUCUUCUCUACCCAUUGUUAUUUGCAGCGUUUGUCCUCAAUUGCCAUGGAUUACAGGAGGAGAGGAAGCUUCACAUUGUGUACAUGGGAGAGCCGCCUGAAGGGGAAUUUUCUGUUGCAUCGACCCACCAUGCCAUGCUAGCAAAUGUGCUUGGAAGCGCUUCAUCAGCUAGAGAGUCACUAGUCUAUAGCUAUGGGAGAAGCAUUAACGGAUUCGCAGCCAAAUUAACUGAUAAGGAAGUUGAAAAAUUAUCAGAAAUUAAAGGAGUAAUUUCAGUGUUUCCAAAUCAAAUACUGAAGCUUCACACAACAAGGUCAUGGGACUUCAUGGGUUUCUCCAAAGGCAAACUUGGGUCAGCUGUAGAAGGGGAUGUCAUUAUUGGGCUCCUUGACACCGGAGCCUGGCCAGAAUCAAAGAGCUUCAGCGAUGAAGAUAUGACUCCACCACCUGCCAAAUGGAAGGGUACUUGCACUGGUGCCAACUUCACCUGCAACAACAAACUAAUCGGAGCCCGCUACUACAAUUCUGAUGGAUCCUAUGAUGAGAAAGACUUCGAGUCCCCAAGAGACUCCAUCGGGCAUGGAACUCACACUGCCUCAACUGCUGCAGGGAGGGAAGUGCCAGGAGCAAGCUACUAUGGAUUAGCCAAUGGUACGGCCAGAGGUGGAGUACCCUAUGCAAGGAUUGCUGUUUACAAGGUUUGCUGGGAAACUGGAUGCUCUGGUGCUGAUAUCUUGGCGGCAUUUGACGAUGCCAUAGCAGAUGGAGUCGAUAUCAUAUCCGUGUCCCUUGGUUCUGAUUUUCCAUCUCCAUAUUUCGACGAUCCAAUUGCCAUUGGCUCUUUCCAUGCCAUGAAACGUGGUAUAUUGACCUCCAAUUCUGCUGGAAACUCUGGACCUUACCCUUACUCGGUUUCCAAUUUUGCACCUUGGACUCUCACUGUUGCUGCCAGCACCAUUGACAGAAAAUUUAUUGCUAAAGCAGUGCUUGGGAAUGGACAAAUUUUUGACGGACUCUCGAUAAAUAGUUUUGAGCUCAAUGGGACCACAUAUCCCUUGAUCUGGGGUGGAGAUGCUGCAAACUUCUCUUCAGGUUCUAACAGAGAAAUAUCAAGAUAUUGUUUAACUGGUUCCAUGAAUUCAAUCGAAGUAGCCGGCAAGAUAGUUUUUUGCGAGACCCUCUGGGAUGGUUCUGGCAUUCUGUUAGCUAAUGGUGUGGGUACCAUUAUGGCUGAUUCAUCAGCCACGGAUUUUGCCUUCAGCUACCCCUUGCCAGCAACAUUGAUAUCCUCAGAAGAUGGCCAACAAGUUUUGGAAUACAUUAGAACAACAGAGAAUCCAAUUGCAACCAUUCUGUUUGGUGAGACUUGGGAAGACUACAUGGCACCUUAUGUUGUAUCAUUUUCUUCUAGAGGACCCAACCCCAUCACCCCAGACGUUCUCAAGCCUGAUAUCACUGCUCCUGGUGUGGACAUUCUUGCUGCUUGGUCUCCUGUGGCAGGACCUUCCAUCGACUGGGAAGACACAAGGAGCGUCGACUUCAACAUAAUCUCAGGCACAUCCAUGUCUUGCCCUCAUGCUAGUGGUGCAGCUGCUUAUGUUAAGGCUGCCCAUCCAGAUUGGUCUCCUGCUGCUAUCAAGUCUGCGCUCAUGACCACAGCUUAUUACAUGGACAAAAACAAGAAUGAAGACCUUGAGUUUGCUUAUGGUUCUGGUCAUAUCAACCCAGAGCAAGCACUGGACCCUGGGCUUGUUUAUGAUGCAUCAGAGGCAGAUUACAUUGAUUUCCUCUGCAAGCAAGGUUACAACAGCACUUUAAGCCUUAUCACCGGUGACAAUAGCAGCACUUGCAGCAGCACAGAGCUAGGAAGAGGAUGGAAUCUCAACUAUCCCUCAUUCCAACUUGGCGUGGAGGAUGGCCAGAGUAUUGAUGCUGUUUUCAAUAGGACAGUUACCAAUGUUGGUUCACCAAACUCAACUUACACUCUCAAUGUUUACUUCCCUUCCACUGUCACCAUUUACGUGGAGCCAUCUAUUCUUUCAUUCUCUGCUGUUGGAGAGAAGAAAUCAUACACAGUGACAGUCACGGGUUCACCAAUAACACAGCAAUCAAUUGCAUCUGGUGCGAUCACAUGGAAGGAUGGCGUCCAUUCAGUAAGAAGCCCCCUGGUGAUCUACAAUAUCCUCCCGGGCACCAUUUAUUCUUCCUACUCCACACCUGAGAAAAAACCAAACUUCAAAGGUUCAACCAUUUACCACAAGAAUGGGAUCCUAGGACGCAACUAGAUUGCAUGCAAGAUACCUUCACUGAGCAUUUCCUAUGCAUUUGAAAUUGCGGGUUAUUUAAGUUCCUUGCAAGACUGAAAAUAAAUCUUCUUUAUUAUUUUGCCUUGGGAAACAACUGAUUCCCAUCCAAUAUUUAUCACUUUGUAGUG
Messenger RNA from Ziziphus jujuba (common jujube), 2450 nucleotides. Its product is annotated as cucumisin-like. The record is from RefSeq and is a predicted model, not a curated record. The transcript has 10 exons. Bases 1 to 2301 code for a protein of 766 amino acids. Gene Ontology annotation, biological process: proteolysis. NCBI's taxonomy places the organism in Eukaryota, Viridiplantae, Streptophyta, Magnoliopsida, Rosales, Rhamnaceae. Gene Ontology annotation, molecular function: serine-type endopeptidase activity.